AUGUUUGCUCGUGUUAGCCGAACGGCAGGCCCGCUGAGACAGGGUAUCAGAAAAUACUCGACUGAGGCACCCAAGUCAUCGUCUCAGGCUCCGCUGUUUGCUGGACUUGCUGUUGCUGCUGGCGCCGGAUACUACUACUGGCAAUUGCAGCAGACGCCGGCCGUGAUCAAGAAGGACCGCAAGCCCGCGUUCACCGGUGGUGAUCAGGGAUGGAUCGAUCUGAAGCUUUCAGCCGUUGAGGACGUCAGCCAUAACGUCAAGAAGCUUCGGUUCGACCUGCCCGACGGCGAGAAUGUCUCUGGCCUUCACGUUGCUUCUGCCCUGUUGACCAAGUUCAAGGGAGAAGGAGAUGCUAAGGCGACCAUUCGGCCGUACACGCCCGUCAGCGACGAGGACGAGCCCGGCCACCUGGACCUGCUGGUGAAGAAGUACCCCAACGGGCCAAUGUCGACGCACAUCCACGAUCUGUCUGUGGGCCAGCCGCUCUCCUUCAAGGGCCCGAUCCCCAAGUACGAGUGGGAGGCCAACAAGCACAGCCACGUCUGCAUGGUAGCUGGCGGCACAGGCAUCACGCCCAUGUACCAGCUCAUCCGCAAGAUCUUCAACGACCCCGCGGACAAGACUCAGGUGACGCUGAUUUACGGCAACGUGGGCGAGGAAGACAUCUUACUGCGCCGGGAGCUGGACCACCUCGAGAACAUGCACCCUCGCCAGUUCAAGGUGCUGUACCUGCUCGACAAGCCUGGUGAGGGCUGGACGGGCGGCAAGGGCUAUGUGACCAAGGAGCUGGUGAAGAUGGCCUUCCCCGAGCCCAAGACGGAGGGGAUCAAGCUGUUUGUGUGCGGACCUCCAGGCAUGUACAAGGCCGUCAGCGGCACCAAGGUGAGCCCCAAGGACCAGGGCGAGCUUACCGGUAUCCUGAAGGAGCUGGGCUACAACAAGGAGCAAGUGUAUAAGUUCUAG
Messenger RNA from Nannizzia gypsea CBS 118893, 963 nucleotides. Its product is annotated as NADH-cytochrome b5 reductase 2. Gene Ontology annotation, biological process: ergosterol biosynthetic process. The transcript has 3 exons. The record is from RefSeq and is a predicted model, not a curated record. NCBI's taxonomy places the organism in Eukaryota, Fungi, Ascomycota, Eurotiomycetes, Onygenales, Arthrodermataceae. Bases 1 to 963 code for a protein of 320 amino acids. Gene Ontology annotation, molecular function: cytochrome-b5 reductase activity, acting on NAD(P)H.